AUGUGGGCUAUCUCUUUUUUUCGUAUUAUGGAAGCCGUUAUGGCUACUGAACAUAAUCUUGCUACAGGACUCACGUUCAACUGGGGUGCGCUUCUGGGCUGGUCGGCCAUUCAAGGGUCGCUCAGUUCCACUCCGAUUACCCUCUACAUAGCUGCCCUUCAGUGGACUCUCCUCUACGAUACUAUUUACGCACAUCAGGACAAAACAGAUGAUAUUAUGAUAGGGGUGAAGUCUACUGCGUUACGAUUUGGAGACAAUACAAAGCCUUGGUUGACUGGUUUCGGCACAGCGGCUAUAGCAGGGCUUGGACUCACAGGAUAUAUUGCGGAACAAACAUGGCCAUAUUAUCUGGCUCUAGCCGGUACUGCAGCUCAGCUGGCAUGGCAAGUUGGUACUGUCAACAUAAAUGAUAGCAAUGACUGCUGGAAGAAGUUCAAAUCCAACCAAUGGUUGGGUGCAAUCCUAUUUGCCGGAAUCGUUGCCGGAACCUAUCUUAAAGAAGAGAAAAAAGAUUCACAGAUUAUAGAAAUGCAUAGCGACGAGUCCAAUGAAUUUUAG
Molecule: messenger RNA, 558 nt
Organism: Cooperia oncophora
Lineage: Eukaryota; Metazoa; Nematoda; Chromadorea; Rhabditida; Trichostrongylidae
Source: the annotation of a GenBank genome assembly